UGAACGUCCCGGUAUGUCGUCGCUAACACUCACGACGUGAAACGUUUCACUUUCGGUCUUUAUCGCGAGGCGACGUCGUCUACUCUCGUACUCAAACAACAACUUUUUCGGUGUACCGGGGCAAUCCGUGGCUGAAACGAUGAGGGCACUUGUAUGCUCCGUCUGCCUCCUUCUGCUGCUCCUCACGGGUCCGUCCGUGGCCAAAGAAUCUGCACCCAAGGUUCAGGUGUACACUCGGGCCCCAGGAGAGUAUGGGAAAGACAACACCCUCAUCUGCCAUGUCAGUGGAUUCCAUCCUCCUGAAAUCACCAUCGAGCUGCUCAGGAAUGGAAAAGAAAUACCUGAGGCCAAGCAGACCGACCUGGCCUUUGAAGAGAACUGGCACUAUCACAUGACCAAACACGUGCCGUUCACCCCAAACAAGGGAGACGAGUUCGGAUGCAGAGUGACUCACCUGGGGAAAAAGAACGCAUAUGCUUGGGAGCCAGAUAUGUAAGUUCUACAUGCACACUGCUUCAGGUCUCCUCAACAGGAUGAAGUUUGGAAUAUUUCUGGAAUCUGGGAAUUGUCUAAAGCAGUGGAUUUGACUACAAAGAUUUGAGCUUCAGAAAAUUAAAAGACUGCACUCUGAUUGGCUCCCUGGAUAAAAACAGUGAGCCAAUUGAACGCUUGAACACAGUGACACCCAAACUCAGACUGUCGUCAUCAAAAUGAAACAUUGUGUUUCAGUUUAUUGUAGCCACCUAGCUCAAAUAUCAUUUUUCCCUGUUUGUCAUCAGCAACGUGUGGCCAUAAGUGCCUUAGACAAGGCUACACUGUACCUGUAACACAUGUGGCCCAUUUGUGAAGCGUCACACUGUUAGCACAGGCUGUGGGUCAGAGGCGAUGUUCUGCACUCUGAAGCACUCAUGGUUUUAUUAAUAGAGUUUGUGUAACAUGGUUCAGUUAAAUGAGCUGGCAUUCACACAGCAGCUCUCUUUCUUACUGCCCACUGAAUUCACUUUAGACCCGAGCCCAAACAUCUACAGACUCCUAUAAACUAGCUGCUGAGGGCAGUGGCAGAAUAAAUGCUAAUGUCAUUUGCUGUAGAUGGUUUCAAAUACAUUUUGUGAGGCAUUUCUCUGUAAACAGAUAUGCUCUCAGGACUUAAAGAUAUAGAUUUCUGGUGUGCGAGGCCACUUUCAGUGAUUAUAUGUAACGCACUCCACAAAUGCUCCACAUACCAACGCGUGCAGUGUAGCCAUGGAACAGAAAUGAAGUGAAAUAGUUACAGAAGUGAAAGAUUUCCCUCCACAAAUUCUCAAACCUACAUGAAGAAAAUAGGAAAUUAUUUUCAUUAAUGGUGAUUUUUGGUGUUUGGUGGUGUCAGUUCGAGUGGGUGUCCACAGAAGUAAUGCCUAAAUUUACAGUGAUCGGGCCGCAUCAUCAUCAUUAUUAUUAAGAAAAUACUGCUUUAUGGAUCUCGUGAUUUAAAAAACUUUGUGGUGAUGGUGGUGAAAGUUAGAUGUUUGUGUUGCUUUUGAUGUUAAAUCUAUGAAACCUUAAAGAUUUCCAUUUUGUUGCAAUGAGGUAAUUAAUAUAAAUGUAUGUCUAUAAUUUGUGUACUUUUGUUUGACUAUAAAGUUUAUUUUCUUAAAACACAAUUUUCCUUUUGAGUUUUAUGAAACUGAAUGACUCCAAACAUAUCAUAUUGUUUCUGAAACAUUAAUGAGUUAACCAGCUGGCUCAGGUUUUAAUCUGACAUAGAAAACUAUACCAUGUAAAUUCACCAUCGUUGAGUCAUUUUAAUAAAUAAUUUAACCGGUAAA
This is a messenger RNA of Archocentrus centrarchus (flier cichlid), 1808 nucleotides long. Its product is annotated as beta-2-microglobulin-like. The transcript has 4 exons. Bases 140 to 496 code for a protein of 118 amino acids. Lineage: Eukaryota; Metazoa; Chordata; Actinopteri; Cichliformes; Cichlidae. The record is from RefSeq and is a predicted model, not a curated record.